Corticium candelabrum is the source of this 1560-nucleotide messenger RNA. Its product is annotated as zinc finger CW-type PWWP domain protein 1-like. Gene Ontology annotation, cellular component: nucleus. The record is from RefSeq and is a predicted model, not a curated record. Bases 147 to 1391 code for a protein of 414 amino acids. NCBI's taxonomy places the organism in Eukaryota, Metazoa, Porifera, Homoscleromorpha, Homosclerophorida, Plakinidae. The transcript is spliced from 9 exons. Gene Ontology annotation, molecular function: zinc ion binding.
CUAGCUACUAGUUUUGGGCGAAAGAAGGAAGGAGUCUAGGCAAAUGGUGAAGAAGCGUUUUACUGCACCUCUCAGCGCCUCAUUUAGAUCCCUCCUUGCACCGUUCUAAUUGAAAUCUGCGGUGGAGCCGACAUAUACAGCCAACGAUGCUUCAUAUCAUAAUCAGACAUCGUGCAUCACCGCAAGUGCAAAAAGAUAUAUCCCUUCAGUCUCUCAACCCAACCAAUGACUCUACAGACUACGAAUUUCAACUCGCGAGGUCUCCCGGAGAGCAAGGGCCAGAUACACCAGAAAGCAUCGAGCCUACAACCUCUCCUCUCGCGCUCAAACCUGCAAUCUCUCUGAUCCCAACAGAAACUGUAACAGACAGUGAGCAACCAGCCGCUUCGGCCAAUGCCAGAAUGUCUGCAGGUUGUGCUAGGUCUCGGAAGGGAGACAAAGAUAGAAAGAGAAAAAACAACAACGAAGACGGUAACAAAUCAAAACGCAGAAGGAGCAACCAACCAAAAGCCAACCCCAGCGGUGCUAAUGAAAAAACCGCCUUUCAGAUUGAAGAAACCGAUAUGCCAACGUUAUGGGUUCAAUGCGAAAAAUGUGGCAAAUGGCGAAGGCUAAAUGAAGGGAAGGACCCAUUGCAGCUUCCUGAAAAGUGGUACUGUCACAUGAACACAGAUUUAGAACAAAACAAUUGCGAAAAACCUCAAAUUGAAUUCGAUCCGGACAACCUCACUGAAAACAUCGAGACAUCCUUUACACGAGGAUCUCUCGUUUGGGCAAAACUAGAACGAUUUCCUUGGUGGCCAGGAAUAAUCGACAAUGAUCCUGACAGCAAUGUGUUCUUCCAGACUAUCGACGAAUCAACGCCAGAACCGUUUGAGUACCACGUGACGUUUAUCGAGGAGAGAGCGUCAAGAGCGUGGGUACCGUUCUGGGAUCUGCGUCAAUUCAACGAUCAAGACGUCGCGACGUCGCAAGGAGCGGUUCCCAACCAAUAUCGGAGAAGUAUAGAAAGAUCAGUCAGAACGGCGUCCGAGCUCGCCAAGUUGUCACUCAAAAAUCGGAUAGAGCAGUACUCGUUUAACAACCGCUACAAUCCGAGAAGAGAUUUGAUUCUACAACUUCAAAUGUUAGAACAAACAGACGAUCGUGACAGUGACACCAGUCCAGAAUGGAAGUGCUCCGACGUUGCCACCGAGACCGAGGACGCGGACGACGAGCGAGAAGAGAACGCAGACGAGCACACAAAGCGAAACAAAGUAAAGCGCAAACCUCCUCCAAAAGGCAAGAACGCGACAAGCAAAGAUACGGAAUCGAAGAGCAAGAAGAAGAAGAAAAAAACGAAGCGUCCCGCACAAACAGCAGACGUUGACGACAAUGAGAAAGAUCAGUAGCUCAAGAGCAUGCACCGUCACAAUGCCAAACCUGUUGAGUAUAUCUGCGCAUGUUAGAGGUAUAGAGUGGCAGACCGAGAUGAGUUGCACGACCGUCUAUAGUGAACGAUUCUGUGUAUAGGUACAGAGUUACUGCAGAUAUGUGUUGUAAUCAUGCAGUCUUAUCUAU